Pectinophora gossypiella (pink bollworm) is the source of this 2754-nucleotide messenger RNA. RefSeq names its product hamartin (gene Tsc1). Lineage: Eukaryota; Metazoa; Arthropoda; Insecta; Lepidoptera; Gelechiidae. Gene Ontology annotation, biological process: regulation of cell cycle; negative regulation of cell population proliferation; negative regulation of TOR signaling. The record is from RefSeq and is a predicted model, not a curated record. The transcript is spliced from 4 exons. Bases 235 to 2754 code for a protein of 839 amino acids. Gene Ontology annotation, cellular component: TSC1-TSC2 complex.
UAUAUGUCAAACGGAGAAUCAUGUCAGUCUUUUUGUCAAUUUCGGUGAUUUUCUGUUUGUGAUAAUUUGCACGUAAAUCUAUUAAUAAUACCGCAUUCAAAACGGCGCACAGUAUCGGAUUAGAAUCAGAAUUGAGAAUAUUUCGGGUCGAGUUGUCGCAAGAGCCGCAUCAAAAUUCCUCCAGCCUCGGUGCCCCGCGGCUCAAGUCUGGGAGCUGCUGAUCGGUGGGGCGGCAUGCUGGCGGCGAGCUCGGCGGACGAGGUGCUGGCGCUGCUGGAGGGCGGCGCGGGCGGCGCGCGCGAGGCGGCCGAGCUGCUGGCCGCGCUGUACGGCGCCGUGCGCGAGCCGUGGCUGGUGCGCGCGCUGCUGGCCUACCACGCGCGCACGGGCUCGGCGCGGGCGCUGCAGCUGCUGGCGCGCGCGCCCGAGCCGCACGCGCGGCACCUGCUGGACGCGCUGGCCGAGCAGCUGCGCGCCGAGCCCGCCGCGCGCCGCGCCGCGCUGGCCGCGCUGGCGCCGCUCGUGGCGCGCCGGCCCGCCUGGCUGCACCGCGUGCCGCCGCACCCGCUGCCGCGCGACCUGCUGCGCGCCGCGCGCGUGGAGCACGAGCCGCUGCCGCUGCUGCACGCGCUGCUGGCGCUGGCGGCGCUGCUGCCGGCCGCGCCCGCGCUGGCCGCGCCGCACUGGCCCGAGCUGGCCGAGGCGCUGCUGCGGCCCGCCGCGCUGGCGCCGCCGCCGCCGCCCGCGGCGCGCGCGCACCUGCAGCUGGCGCAGCUGGCGCUGUUCCACGCGCUGUACGCCACGCACCCGGUCACGCUGCUGGACACGCUGCGCGCCGAGCUGAGCGCGGCGGCGGCGCGCGAGGCGUGGGAGCGCUCGCUGCAGCCGCUGCUGCACUCGGUGCGCCUGCACCCGGCGCUGGUGACGGGCUCGCGCGCCCGCGAGGCGGACGCGGCGCGGCGCCUGGAGGAGCACGACGUGGUGGCCGAGACGCGGCGGCUCACGCUGUACACGCCCGAGCGGCGCGACGCGCCGCCGCCGGCGCCGCUGCCGGCCGCGCCCGCCGCGGCGCCGGCGCCCGGCUCAAGUGCGCACGCGUCGCGCGCGGCAGCGCAGCUGCGCCCGGGGGCGGAGCCCUGGUUCGCGCUGGUGGACCGCUGCGGCGCCGACUCCGCCCCGCACACGCCGCUGCCGGCGGACGCGGAUACAGCCGCGCCGCUGGAGACCGCGGUCGAGGCCACGCCCGAGAACACUCCCGCUAAGGAGACGCGUGCGGCGUUCCGCUUCCCGAGCGAGUCCACGGCCGUGCGCGCCCUGGGGCUGCGGGCGGCCAGCGCGCGCGCCGCCAGCCCGCCGCGCGGCGCGUCCCCGCCGGCGGGGCCGGGCGCGGGCGGCGCCGGCUCCGGGCGCCUGGCGCGCGUCGUGGCGGAGCGGCGCGCCGCCGACUCGCCCGUGCCCUUCGCGGGCGGCGCGCCGCCGGCGGGCGCGCUGCGGCCGGAGCCGCGCGCCGCGCUGCCCGCGCCGCCCGCCGACUCGCGGCCCGUGCUGCAGCUGGCGCCGCGGCCCGCCCCGCGCCGCGCCCGCGGGCCCGGCCGGCCCGCCGCCCGGCCGCCGCGCCGCGCCGCCUCGGCCGCGCCCGCGCCGCGCUCGCGCACCACCACGACCGCCGUGCAGACGGUGGACGCCUGGCCGGAGCCCUACGAGUUCAUCAUCGCAGACUUCUACCGCAGCCUGCCCGAUGACCCUCAGAAGGAGUCCUCGGGCCGCGACCCGCUGCUGCCUUGCGAGCGCCUCGACGCGUACCUCAGCGAGCUGUACUCGGGCACCGCGCGGCCCUACCCCAGCGAGCUGGCCGAGCAGCUGGCGCUGGCGCACGCGCAGCUCAUGUACGAGCGCUGGCGCCGCGAGGCCCACGCCGAGCGCAACCGCCGCCUGCUGGGCCGCUGCCGCCAGACGCGGGCGCUGGAGCUGCAGGUGGCGGCGCUGCGGGACCGGCUGCGGGCCACCACGGCCGAGCGGGACGAGCUGGGCGCGCGCCUGCUGGAGCGGCGGGCCAGCGAGCGGCCGCAGCCCGCCGCGGCGCCGGCCGAGCGCGAGGCGCGGCUGGAGCAGGCGCUGCGCGAGGAGAGCGCGGCGCGGGCGCGGGCCGAGGCCGCGCUGCACGAGGCCGAGGCGGCGCGCGCGCAGCACGCGGCCGAGCUGCAGCGCUCGCGCGGCGCGGCCUUCGAGGCGGCGCGCCACGUGGAGGCGCUGGCGCGGGCGGCGCUGGCGGCCGACAAGCGCGCCGAGCACGUGCGGCGGCUGCGGCGCGAGCUGCUGGUGCUGGGCGAGCGCGACGCGCGGCUGGCGGGCGGCGCGCGGGCCGCGGCGGCGCCGGCGCCGGCCGCCGACGUGCGCGCGCUGCGCGGCGCCGUGGCGCGCGCCGAGGCCGACGCCGCGGCGCUGGCGGCGCGCGCCGACGCGGCCGCGGCGCGCGCGCACGAGCUGGAGGCGGCGCUGGCGGCGCGCGACGCCGUGCUGCAGGAGAUGAAGCGCGCCACGCGCCUGGCGGCCGAGGAGCACGCGGCGCGCCUGCGGGCGCUCACCGACAAGUACGACGCGCUCAUGCGGGUGCUGCGCGCCGCCGAGGGCCAGCGGCUGCGGCGCCUGGCGGCCGAGCCGGGCCCGCGGGGGCCGCGCGAGCCGCUGGCGGCCGACGGGGACGCGGCCGGCGCCGGCCCGGACGCGGACGACGCCGUCGGCGCCGACAGGUAA